This is a messenger RNA of Mesitornis unicolor (brown roatelo), 3973 nucleotides long. RefSeq names its product zinc finger protein 536 (gene ZNF536). Gene Ontology annotation, molecular function: RNA polymerase II cis-regulatory region sequence-specific DNA binding; DNA-binding transcription factor activity, RNA polymerase II-specific. Gene Ontology annotation, cellular component: nucleus. NCBI's taxonomy places the organism in Eukaryota, Metazoa, Chordata, Aves, Mesitornithiformes, Mesitornithidae. Gene Ontology annotation, biological process: regulation of DNA-templated transcription. Bases 2 to 3973 code for a protein of 1323 amino acids. The transcript has 4 exons. The record is from RefSeq and is a predicted model, not a curated record.
GAUGGAGGAAGCUAGUUUGUGCCUUGGUGUUUCUUCAGCUGUGCCAGAAGCUGACGCCCAUCUCAACACCACCAUACUCAAUGGGCAGUAUUCAAUGAGCCAGAAGCUGCACCAGAUCACUUCCCAGCUCAGCCAUGCCUUCCCGGAGCUCCAGAACAGGCAGAAUCCCGAGGAGAAGGCAUCAGCGCCGCUAGAAGACAAAAGCCACAUGUCCAUAGCAAACCAGCCCAUCAGCAGUCAGAUGGCACUGUUGGCAAACCAGCUCAACAGAGAGGUUGACACCAGUUUGAACGGGCGCGUGGACCUGCAGCAGUUCUUAAAUGGACAAAAUUUAGGGAUUAUGUCUCAGAUGAGUGAUAUAGAGGAUGAUGCCAGGAAGAACAGAAAGUACCCAUGUCCCCUCUGUGGGAAACGCUUUCGAUUUAACAGCAUCCUGUCGCUACACAUGCGAACUCAUACUGGAGAGAAACCAUUUAAGUGUCCAUACUGUGACCACAGAGCAGCUCAGAAAGGCAACCUGAAGAUACACCUGCGUACUCAUAAGCUUGGAAACCUUGGCAAAGGUCGUGGAAGAGUCCGAGAAGAAAACAGACUUUUACAUGAGCUGGAGGAGAGAGCAAUUCUUCGGGACAAACAGAUGAAGAGCAGCCUCUUGCAGCCACGACCUGACGUGAAAGCACAGCAGCACGCCCAGCCAAUGCCUCUCGCAAACUGUAACUUGUCUGUGCCACCUAAUCACAGCACACCUGAUAUUUCAAACCCUGUUCCCUCUCCAAAGCCAGUCAGCGUCCAGGAAGAAGUUGUCGCUCAGACAGCUGGGUUCAGAUGCACGUUUUGCAAAGGCAAGUUUAAGAAGCGCGAAGAGCUGGACAGGCACAUAAGGAUCCUGCACAAGCCUUACAAGUGCACCCUGUGUGACUUUGCCGCCUCGCAGGAGGAGGAGCUGAUCAGCCACGUGGAGAAGGCUCACAUAACUGCAGAGUCAGCACAGGGCCAGGGCUCCAAUGGGAACGGAGAGCAAUCCACCAACGAGUUCCGCUGUGAGGUGUGCGGCCAAGUGUUUAGCCAGGCCUGGUUCCUAAAAGGCCACAUGAGAAAGCACAAGGAUUCCUUUGAACACUGCUGUCAGAUCUGCGGGAGGCGAUUCAAAGAGCCUUGGUUUCUUAAAAAUCACAUGAAAGUUCACCUGAAUAAGUUAUCUGUAAAGAACAAAUCUCCUAAUGACCCUGAAGUACCUGUCUCCAUCAGCAGCAUGUCCCAGGAAGCUCAUGCAAACUUAUAUUCAAGAUACCUGUCAUGUUUGCAGAGUGGGUUUCUUCCUCCCGACAAAGCGAGUUUAAGUGAACAAAAUCCAAUCUAUAACAAAGGAGAUAUGCCCAUGAAAGAGAAAGAAGUCUUGGGGAAGCUCCUUUCGCCCAUUUCUGGCAUUGGUCACAGUAUUGCUGAAGGGGAUAAACAUUCUUUAUUGGGCUGUCUCAAUCUGGUGCCUCCUCUGAAAUCCAGCUGUAUAGAAAGGUUACAAGCUGCUGCCAAAGCGGCAGAGAUGGAUCCAGUAAACAGUUAUCAGGCCUGGCAGCUUAUGGCAAGGGGAAUGGCCAUGGAACAUGGCUUUUUGUCUAAAGAGCAGCAGAUACAUCGCAGCCAUGAAGACACUUUGGCAAAUGCUGGAGUUAUGUUUGAUAAGGAGAAGCGAGAGUAUGUGUUAGUAGGAGCAGAUGGCUCUAAGCAGAAAAUGCCUGCUGAUUUGGUUCACAGCACUAAAAUGGGCAAUCAGAGAGACUUGCCAAACAAACUAGACCCUUUAGAAGGCGGUAGAGAUUUUUUGUCACAUGGUAUGAACCAGGGACUCGAUUACAACUUACAAAGUCAUGGAAACGUAAAAGAAAAGCCAACUGAAUGCCCGGACUGUGGAAGGGUUUUUAGAACAUACCACCAAGUGGUUGUACACUCCAGGGUCCACAAAAGAGACAGGAAGGGAGAUGAUGACAUAAUUCAAGGUAGCCUUGAUGAGCGACGUGGGUCUGGAAGCGAUCAAGAGUCUCAGUCUGUCAGCAGGUCGACAACACCGGGGUCCUCUAACAUUACUGAAGAAAGCGGAGUAGGUGGGGGUCUUUCACAGACAGGGAGUGCCCAAGAGGACAGCCCACAUCCUUCCUCACCCUCCUCUUCAGACAUUGGAGAAGAAGCUGGGAGAUCUGUAGGAGUCCAGCAGCCAGCUUUACUGAGGGACAGGAGCCUUGGUUCUGCCAUGAAAGACUGCCCAUAUUGUGGAAAAACUUUCAGAACAUCCCACCACUUAAAGGUCCACUUGAGAAUACAUACAGGUGAGAAGCCUUACAAGUGUCCACAUUGUGAUUAUGCUGGUACUCAGUCUGCGUCCCUCAAAUAUCACUUGGAACGGCACCAUCGGGAGCGACAGAAUGGAGCAGGACCACUCUCUGGGCAGACUGCAAGUCAAGAACACAAAGAUGAGACAUCAAGUAAAAGUUCUGUGUUUAUUAGACCAGAUAUAUUGAGAGGAGCCUUCAAGGGGCUUCCUGGUAUUGAUUUCCGAAGUGGCAUGGUCUCACAGCAGUGGACGUCAGGAAUGCUGUCUUCUGGAGAUCAGCAAGGACAAACAGCUGGCAUGUCAUCUGAAGUAUCUUCAGAAAAUAUGAAGGGUUCAGACAUAUCUUCCAAAGGAACACACUUCUCUGAACUUGGCCGUGCUUACCAGAACAUGGUUGGGAAUGGUGUGAACUUUCAAGGGUCUUUGCAGGCUUUCAUGGACAGCUUUGUCCUAAGUUCUUUGAAGAAAGAAAAAGAAAUGAAAGAUAAAGCUCUCUCAGAUCCACUUUCAGCAAAAGCUCUGGCCUCAGAUGGUGGCGAGGAAAAGAUAAAUAGCAAGUCCUCACAGCGAAAAACAGAAAAGUCACAAUACGAACCUCUCGACUUAUCUGUAAGGCCAGAUGCAGCCUCCCUCCCAGGUUCAUCUGUUACUGUGCAAGACAAUAUAGCUUGGCAUGGCUGCUUGUUUUGUUCCUUUACAACUUCAUCUAUGGAACUGAUGGCACUGCACCUCCAGGCCAAUCACUUGGGCAAGGCUAAACGUAAAGAGAACAUCAUAGGGAACAACAAGGACCAAUCUAGAGAAGCUUCAGCCUCAGUUAAUAAAGCGAGCUUGCUCUCCUCUUCCGUGCAGUCCAGCAAGGAGGCAGUAGUUUCAAGCAUGCUGAGCCAGCUGGACUCAGCUUCUGAGAAAAUGACCCAGGGACAAAAUAAAGAGACCCUGGGAGAGCAAAAGAGCACUGCCUGGCCCAGCCACAUGGAAUCGACUUUUUGUAAUUUUUCAGCAGACUUCUAUAAGCAGUUUGGUGUUUAUCCUGGUGUUAUUGGCACGGGAACACAAAAUUCUUGCACCAGUAAUGAAUCUGAAAUAAAAACACAAUCCGAAGAUGACCCAAAUAUUCUGCUCUCUGACUCUGUAAAUAAAAGUGCUACUGAUGACCUUUCUGACAUAGCUUCAUCUGAGGAUAUGGAGUCUUCCAAGGAAGAAAACAUUGAAGAUGAGGACAUUGACACAGAACCAGAAAUUAUGAAUAAACAGUUGUCUGCCCUAAAUAAAGAAAGCAAUGAAGGAGGCGACAAUAUACAAAGUGCAGUCACCUCACAACCAACGCAAGGGCUCGUAUCACCACUGCCGCAAGCGUCAGAAAAGCAGUGGCACGGUCAGAAUCUUCUAUCUUCCCAUGAAACUGCACAAGGAGUGAUGAAACCCGAACAAGUUCAGGGUCCACAGGUCCUGGAGAAGCAGAUGAACAUGUUGUCAGUCCUAAGAGCUUACAGCUCUGAUGGCUUAGCAGCCUUUAAUGGACUUGCAAGUAGCACAGCAGCUAGUGGAUGUAUCAAGAGACCUGACUUGUGUGAGACCGGUGUGCACCAAAGGCAACUGAGAGAUGACAAAUCACCAGAAAGGCUCCAGAGGGGAUUUUGA